AGUCAGCGCUGCUACUGGUCUUUGUUUACAUUAAAUGGUUCACAUGCGCCCCAUCAAGCCUAUAACUUACACCCAUAUGGCUAGAAUACAAACCCAAACAAAGGAUCAAAGCACCGCCGUUAUGUUUUACCCCGAAGAAAAACCGUUCAGUCCAAGUGGGUUAACGUAGGUUUGCCAAACUUGUUUGACUUGUGAGUUUCUCUGCUGGAAUUCAAAACUUCGCUCCUUGGCAGUCGCAGAACGGAUUUGUCUCAGGUGAUUCUGUUCUCUCAUUGCCUUAAUUUCAAUUCCCAUGUUUUGUUUUAUCAGCAAAACUCUUCUCCAUGGGAGGGACAAGAUCACAGCCCCUCAAACUAUGAAACUUUUCUGCACUCUUCGAAAGAACCCAUCGAUUUUAUCUCUCAGAUUAUUCUCCACCACUUCAAAUCAGCAGCAAUCUUUUACAGUUUCUUACCUUAUUAACACUUGUGGGUUGUCUCCGGAAUCUGCUUUGCAUGCCUCUAAAUUUGUCAACUUUGAAACCCCAGAUAAGCCCGACUCUGUCCUGGCCUUUUUCAAGAAGCAUGGUUUCUCAAAAACGCAAAUCGCAACCAUCUCCAAGAGGCGGCCAGCGUUGCUUUUAUAUGAUGUUGAGAAAAUCCUAUUGCCCAAAGUGGAGUUUUUUUACUCCAAAGGUGCUUCACGUUCUGACCUUGCCACAUUCGUAUCUAAAUAUCCAACUAUUUUGGCUAUUAGCUUGGAGAAACAAAUUAUCCCUUCUUUUAACUUGCUUAGAAAUAUGCUUCUGUCUGAUGAGAAUGUCAUCAAUGCUAUAAAGCUCUAUCCUCGAAUUUUCUCCUAUGAUUUUAAUGCCUAUAUUUUGCCUAAUAUCAAUGUUCUGAGAGAUACUGGAGUCCCUGAAUAUAACAUUGUUAAAUUACUUCAUUGGCUUCCUAAAGCAUUCUUCCGAGCUCCAGUCCAGGUCAAGGAGAAUGCUGAGAAAUUAAAGGGAAUGGGUUUCAAUCCUGAGAGGGUUAUUUAUCUUGUAGCUGUCUAUGCAUUGGGGUCAUUGAGCAAGUCCACUUUGGAGAAGAAGUUUGAUACUUUUAAGAAGUGUGGUUGGUCUGAGGAAGAAGUUUUAGAAGCUUUUAGAAGAUAUCCCUUGAUAAUGACAAUUUCUGAGGAUAAAAUUAUGGCUGUGAUGGAUUUUCUUAUGAGCAAAAUGGGUUUCGAGGUAUCAUCCCUUGCGAAAUACCCUCGUAUACUGGCAAUGAGCUUAGAGAAGAGGCUUGUUCCGAGGGGUUUGUUUGCUCAAGAUUUGUUGUCUAAAGGUUUACUUGAGGAGAAAAUUCGGUUGCCAAAAUUGUUUGAGUCUUCAAAGGAGUUGUUCCUGAACAGGUUUGUGUAUGCCUAUGGAGAAAAGGCUCCUGAACUGUUGAAGCUGUAUGAAGAAAAAUUUAACCUUGCAGUAGGAGGCAAGGGCAAAAUACAGAAAUCGUAGAAGUUGUCCUUUGAUCCUUGUUGAAUUCUUGAAUUCAUGAACGUACAAAAAAUCCGAAAUUUUGAGCAGUAUCCAUUUUCUGUCAUUAGUGAGUCUUGAAUUCAGCUAUAUGACUCUUUGCCUAAUACUGCUCCUUAUCUUCCCUUUUUUUGUUUGAUCCUUGCAAUUUUGGCAGUUGAAAUCAUCCUCUCUUCCACCUCCUACCAAGUUGUUUAGCAGCGCCAAGAAUGCUACUGUCACAAAGAAGCCUUGCAAGGGUUUGACAUGGAUCAUAUGAAGAAAUGGUGCUGCUGUUACAAUUUAAAACAAGCUCUUGGGCUUUUUCAAUACUAGGAUCAAUCAUAUUAGUGUCUAUUCUUAUCAAUUUAGAAUUAUUCUUUCUCCUUUUUAUGAUGAUAACUCAUUAUUCACAAAAAUGUGAGCAAAACUUAUGUUCUUUUAAAUGAUUAGCUCCAUAUUUUUAUAUUCAUCAUA
Messenger RNA from Theobroma cacao (cacao), 1954 nucleotides. RefSeq lists its product as uncharacterized. Gene Ontology annotation, biological process: regulation of DNA-templated transcription. The record is from RefSeq and is a predicted model, not a curated record. Lineage: Eukaryota; Viridiplantae; Streptophyta; Magnoliopsida; Malvales; Malvaceae. Gene Ontology annotation, molecular function: double-stranded DNA binding.